Molecule: messenger RNA, 633 nt
Organism: Oenanthe melanoleuca
Lineage: Eukaryota; Metazoa; Chordata; Aves; Passeriformes; Muscicapidae
Product: claudin-17-like
Exons: 1
Coding region: 1-633 (210 amino acids)
Biological process (GO): bicellular tight junction assembly; cell adhesion
Cellular component (GO): bicellular tight junction; plasma membrane
Molecular function (GO): structural molecule activity
Source: RefSeq, a predicted model, not a curated record
AUGGCCUCUAGCUGCGUGCUGCAGAUCACCGGGCUGAUUUUCGGCGGCGUGGGCAUGGUGGGCACGCUGGCAGCCACGGCCAUGCCCCAGUGGAGGGUCUCUGCCUACGUGGAGAGCAACAUGGUGGUGUUUGAGAGCAUCUGGGAGGGGCUGUGGAUGGACUGCAUCAGCCAGCUGGGCCUCAGGCUGCAGUGCAAGUUGUACGACUCGCUGCUGGCGCUGCCGCCGGCGCUGGAGGCCCUGCGGGCGCUGAUGUGCGCGGCGGCGGGGCUGGCCCUGCUGUCGUUCCUGCUGGCCAUCGCGGGGCUGCAGCGGGGCCAGCGGGGCCCCCGGGCGGGCAGCCCCGCGCUGCUGGCCGCGGGCACGGCCGCGCUGCUGGCGGGGGCGCUGGCGCUGGUCCCGCCGUCCUGGACCGGCGGCAGCAUCGUCAGGGACUUCCACGACCCGCGGGUGCCCGCGGCCCUGAAACGGGAGCUGGGCACGGCGCUGUUCGUGGGCUGGGCCAGCAGCGCCCUGCUGCUGGCUGCCGGGGCCAUCUACUGCCACAGCUCCUGCCGGGCCGGGGCGGGCGGCCACGGCUACCCCCGGCUGGAGCGGGCCGCGGGGCCCAGGCCCGGCCAUGCCUACGUCUAG